Molecule: messenger RNA, 1071 nt
Organism: Blastocystis hominis
Lineage: Eukaryota; Bigyra; Opalinata; Blastocystidae
Exons: 9
Coding region: 1-1032 (343 amino acids)
Cellular component (GO): catalytic step 2 spliceosome
Molecular function (GO): RNA binding; protein binding
Source: RefSeq, a predicted model, not a curated record
AUGAGCGGUACUCCGGGAAAUGGGACUUCUACCGAUAUCGUUAUAGCCGAUAUGGAGAAGAAUAUGGCCGUAGUUGUGAAGGAAGAUUUCGAUGAGCCACCUCGUACCUCCAAUCUAAAAGCGCCAAAUCUUGAGUUGGUCGGACACAAAGACGCUGUCUAUACCGUGCGCUUUUCUCCGGAUGGGCAGCACCUAGCAACAGCGGGAAUGGACAAAAAUAUAUUUUUGUGGGAUGUGUAUGGAGAAUGUCAAAACUACGCUCUUUUGCAAGGACACAAGAAUGCAGUGCUGGAAGUCUCUUGGAACUUCGAUGGCACCGAAUUAUAUUCUGUGGGAGCAGAUAAGAUGGUAUGUGUCUGGGAUGCUGCUUAUGGUCAACUAAAACGCAAACUCAAGGGUCACACAUCGUUCGUAAACGGUGUAGAUGGUUCCAAGCAAGAUGACCAUCUCCUCAUCAGUUGUUCCGAUGAUGGAACCUGCAAGCUCUGGGACGCUCGCGAGCGCGAAGCUGUCAAAACGAUCGCCCACGACUUCCAAGUGACCUCAUGUUGUUUUAACGAAGAUUCCACGCAAAUAAUCACGGGAGGACUCGAUGGCAUAAUUCGAAUCUUCGAAGCAAACACGUUUACGCCUUCGAUCGUGCUUCCUCAGCUCUCCGAAAUGAUUACCGGCAUUCGAUUGGCUCCGGAUGGAGGCUAUCUAAUGAGCCAUUCGUUGGAUGCGUGUCUGCGUGUUUGGGAUAUAAACGCGUAUUUCGAGGGAUCGAAUCGCUGUCUGAAGUUGAUGAGAGGCCAUACGCAGGGAAACAGUGGAAACUUAUUGCGAUGCGCAUGGAGUCCGGAUUUGGCGAUGGCGACGUGCGGAAGUGGCGAUGGAUUCGUGUAUGUGUAUGAUACGACGACGUUAGGAAUCAAGUAUCGCUUGCCUGGACAUCGAAGCGUGGUGAAUGACGUGGAUUUCCAUCCCAUUGAGCCGAUUAUCUGCUCGGUGAGCAGCGAUCAUUCGGUAUUGCUGGGAGAAAUCUUGCCGUAAUAGAAAGAGAGAGAGAGAGAAGAGGGAAGUGGAUCGAUU